Paraphaeosphaeria sporulosa is the source of this 1167-nucleotide messenger RNA. RefSeq lists its product as uncharacterized. The record is from RefSeq and is a predicted model, not a curated record. NCBI's taxonomy places the organism in Eukaryota, Fungi, Ascomycota, Dothideomycetes, Pleosporales, Didymosphaeriaceae. The transcript has 3 exons. The coding region runs from base 1 to 1167 and encodes 388 amino acids.
AUGGGCAAGCUACUGCUCUCCCAGGGCCAGGUCUCUAUAUUAUUUUCCGCCGUGAUCGUGUUUUUGUUCACGCUCGCGCUAUUUCUCAGUGGAUAUGUUCUGCAACAACGCUAUGUGCACUCGCUGCAAUUGGCCAUUAAGCCACGACUCCCAAAGCCGCUACCAGCGCAAGCACCACUGCAACCGCCGACACUAGAUGUGAAAUGGGCGAGAGGGAUGGGGGAGAGGCUGGAGGUGGAUGAGUCGGUGCAGCAGGCAAUGGACGCGCCGUCAAUCGACUGGAGUGGGCUGGGAUAUGUGCAGGUUGUGAAGGACCACAGCGAGCUGUGCAGCGCGAUAAUGUUGCUGGCAGAUCUGCAAGAAAAAAGAAGUCCCGCGAAGCGCAUCUUGAUGUUUCCAAAGGCGUGGCUAAAGGAGACGAGCGAGGACGACUGGGACCCGCAGAUGACGACGACGAAGCGACUGCUGAGAACAGCUGCGAGACGCCAUGGUGCAAGGCUGGUACCAAUAGAGCCGGCAGAGGCUGGUGCAGAUGAGGCUCUUGCAUCCUCGUACUCAAUCGCAGCCAUGUAUUCUCUGACCACGUACGAGAGACUUAUCUACUUGCACGCGCCUGGCGUGGUGCUCGAUGCUUCGGCGCUGGACUCGCUGCUUGCUUUUUCCAAGUCCAAGCCAAUGAGUGCAUUCCCGGCGACGCCUGAGCGGAAGGAACUGUCAACGUCGCUGCUUCUCAUAAGCCCUUCGCACGAGACAUAUCAACAGCUGAGGGAGAGGCUGGUGUCGCAGCCCUCGACCGAUCUGGAGCUCUUGCGCCACGCAUUUGACACGCCAGAGUCGCUGAUUGCAGAGUCGACACUGGCGAUGGGCAACGUGGUGUACGAAUCGCAGAGCCUGCGCGACGCCAGCGACGACUUCAAUGCCACGUCGUUCAACGAGAUGACGACGUUUGUGCGGCUGCGAGAGCCCGACAUGCCCGGCCCAGAGUACGAUGUGCCGUACGCGGAGCGGGCAAGGCUGCGGCCGCAGAAUGCUCAGGCGAGGGAGGCAUGGGAGAAGGUGUACGAGAUGUUUCGGCAGCGGCGCAUGGAGGUGUGCGGGUUGGAUCUGGAGUACUGGAUGCCGCCGGCAGCCGAGCAGCCACGUGCUGCGGCGCCGGUGGAGCUGUAG